This is a messenger RNA of Thermothelomyces thermophilus ATCC 42464, 989 nucleotides long. RefSeq lists its product as uncharacterized. NCBI's taxonomy places the organism in Eukaryota, Fungi, Ascomycota, Sordariomycetes, Sordariales, Chaetomiaceae. Gene Ontology annotation, cellular component: ribosome; cytosolic small ribosomal subunit. The transcript is spliced from 5 exons. The record is from RefSeq and is a predicted model, not a curated record. The coding region runs from base 99 to 551 and encodes 150 amino acids. Gene Ontology annotation, molecular function: structural constituent of ribosome; small ribosomal subunit rRNA binding; mRNA 5'-UTR binding. Gene Ontology annotation, biological process: translation; maturation of SSU-rRNA from tricistronic rRNA transcript (SSU-rRNA, 5.8S rRNA, LSU-rRNA); ribosomal small subunit assembly.
GGGCAUCUUGACCGCACCCAACAAAAUUCCGACUGAUCGAGUGGAACAUUUCGACGAACAUCAACCGCAAGUCCCAAGACCACCGGAUCACAGUCAAGAUGGCCCCCCCCAAGAGAGCCGCUCGCCCUGCGCAGGAGAACAUUUCUCUGGGCCCCCAGGUCCGGGAGGGUGAACUGGUUUUCGGCGUUGCCCGCAUCUUCGCCAGCUUCAACGACACCUUCGUUCACGUUACCGAUCUCAGCGGCCGUGAAACCAUCUGCCGUGUUACUGGUGGUAUGAAGGUCAAGGCCGACCGCGAUGAGUCCUCUCCCUACGCUGCUAUGUUGGCUGCUCAGGACGUUGCGGCCCGCUGCAAGGAGCUUGGCAUCACUGCCCUCCACAUCAAGAUCCGUGCCACCGGCAACGGCACUAAGACCCCCGGCCCUGGCGCCCAGUCCGCUCUCCGCGCGCUGGCUCGCUCCGGCAUGAAGAUUGGCCGCAUUGAGGACGUAACUCCUACGCCCUCCGAUUCGACCCGCCGCAAGGGUGGUCGCCGUGGUCGUCGUCUCUGAUUUUGCAGGGACUGGUGGGUGCGCUGCUGGGGAGAAUCCGGUUCUCAUUUGGGUUUUUGCUGUGGUAUUGACAACUACGAGGGGAACGGCUUAAGAUUGCCUGGUCUCCACAUCCUGGCGUUUGUCACAUGUUGCUUAUGGCACAUCUGCAGCACUUGAAAUAGAGAAUCAAGACGGAGCUACAGAGGUAGCCCGGAACAACGCUGCCUUGCGUCGAGGUCACCAGCAGCUCCCAGUCUUCCGGUUUUUUCCCAAAAUAACCCAAUGACCACCGUGCCGCCUGAUAUCUGUUGCAAGUGCCUUACCAACCGGAUAUCUUGGCCUUCAGUUUACUGUGAGAUGCUAAACCCUUUGCUCUCACCACCCGGUGUCACUGGCCCAUUUCCUCCCAAUAUCGACAAUAUUUAACAACCAAGUGCUGGUAAGAGCAGUGCGCUA